Messenger RNA from Pyrus x bretschneideri (Chinese white pear), 852 nucleotides. RefSeq lists its product as uncharacterized. The record is from RefSeq and is a predicted model, not a curated record. Lineage: Eukaryota; Viridiplantae; Streptophyta; Magnoliopsida; Rosales; Rosaceae. The coding region runs from base 125 to 733 and encodes 202 amino acids. The transcript has 2 exons.
UUGUCCCGUCUUGUCCUCCUUCUCCUUAGUCUGACUCUGCUCCAAAACCAAACUUCCCAACACAAAAGAUCUUAGCUUUUGCGACCAAAAAAAACACCAAAGUUGUUAGCUUUUCACUUCGUUAAUGGAAGUAGAAGAAGAAGCAUAUUAUCUCACUUCACUCAGACAGCAAGAAGAAGAAGAAGAGAGAGAGAGUUUUUUGGGUUUGAGCUGCGCUUGCAAAGUGGUGGAGUAUUUGCAGCCAGUGAUGUCAAACGAGCUGCUCUGCAAGUUCCCGGACAACUCCGCCUUUGAUUUCGACUACUCGCAGAGCUCGAUAUGGUCCCCGUUGGUCCCCCGGGCUUACGCUCCCGUGGAUUUGGACCUGGAUUUGGAUUUGGAUUUCGCGACGCCGCGUAAGCUCAAUUUUGAGAUGGGGUUGGAAGUGAAGAAUCAGAACAGCCUUGUCGAAGCCGGUUCCGGCAUUAAGAAGAAGAAGAUCCCCACAACCGCAACUUGUUUCAAUCUGAAUCGGAGUGCUCUGAAGAACAAGCUGAUGAAGAGGAAGAAAAGCAAGAUGGUUUUGGCCUCUGAUUUCUCUCCGACUCCUGUUAACGUUAACUGUAACCCCAUAGCCUCGAAGGUGUGGAAUAAGGUGCUGAAAGCUGCCUCUAAGCAUUUCAAGAAAAAGAAGAAAGAUCCAAUGGAUCGUGUGAGGUUCUCCAAUUAUUUGAGAUCGGAUGGAAAUAUAUGAAGGAUUAAAUUUAAUUCCUCAUUUGUAAUUUUUUAUUGUUUCAUUUAAUUUGUUAAAUUCGUUUAAUUGUCUUUGUAAUCUGGAUGAUGAAUAAAAGCAACAUUACUUUGUAGAAGAAA